Molecule: messenger RNA, 793 nt
Organism: Dendrobium catenatum
Lineage: Eukaryota; Viridiplantae; Streptophyta; Magnoliopsida; Asparagales; Orchidaceae
Product: monothiol glutaredoxin-S15, mitochondrial
Exons: 7
Coding region: 94-606 (170 amino acids)
Source: RefSeq, a predicted model, not a curated record
AUAUAUGAUGGAUGGUGGACGAUCUGAACUCUAGGAUUUAUUGUAGAUGGCUUUACACAUAACUCUUAACCCUUCAAAAUAUCAGUCUAGAAAAUGACAAAGAGGACGCUAUCCAACUUGGUUUCCCGAGGCAUUGCUCAUUCCUUUGAGUCAAGGGUUGUAUCAAUGCAACUCUUUGGGCAAAGUUUAAAGUAUUCAACAAAGAUAAGUGGUGAUUCAGAUACACAUGAAGAUUUUCGUUCGACCAAUAAACUGGAAGGCUCUGGAAUCUCCGUGCAAGAUGUUGUUCAACAGGAUGUUAAGAUAAACCCAGUGAUGAUUUAUAUGAAGGGUGUUCCUGAUGCUCCUCGCUGUGGAUUUAGUGCAUUGGCUAUCAAAGUUCUGCAGCAAUACAGAGUUCCCAUAAGUUCUAGAAAUAUUCUGGAAGAUCCUGUUCUCAAAGAGGGUGUAAAAGCUUUUAGCAAUUGGCCAACUUUUCCACAAAUUUUCGUGAAAGGAGAGUUCAUUGGGGGAUCUGAUAUUGUUCUGAGCAUGCACCAGAACGGUCAACUAAAAGAGUUACUUUCGGAUAUCAACGGUGACAAUUCUAAGCCCUCGGGUGAAUAACUAGUUUUUUCUUUGUGCUGGAUUUUGAGAUAAGGCCCUGAUUAGUUUUUGUUUAUGAAAAUAUAUUACACAUGGAGUUUUUGGUUAAUAUUAGCGUGUAAUCUUUGCUAUACUUACAUAAUAUGAUAUGGCAAUCUAUUUGCAUUCAAGCCUAAUGAAAUUAUGCCACGUCUAUCAUUUUUUUUCC